Messenger RNA from Vitis riparia (riverbank grape), 1908 nucleotides. Its product is annotated as AAA-ATPase At3g50940-like. The transcript has 2 exons. The record is from RefSeq and is a predicted model, not a curated record. NCBI's taxonomy places the organism in Eukaryota, Viridiplantae, Streptophyta, Magnoliopsida, Vitales, Vitaceae. Gene Ontology annotation, molecular function: ATP binding; ATP hydrolysis activity. The coding region runs from base 212 to 1699 and encodes 495 amino acids.
AAAAAACAAGGCGCUAAAGGGCCCUUUCCUCUCAUCUUUCCACUGCCCCCACUGCAUCACCGUUUCCAACUCUCCAUGUUUUUCUCCUUAAGACCUAGAAAUCAAACCCUAUAACCUCAUGAUCCCAUCUCCAAACCUUCCUUAAAUCCCCUUUAACACCCAUCCCAAAGUCCCCAUCAGAAACUUUGAGACCCAUCAAUCUGUGAAGGCCAUGGAUCGCAAAAACUUCCAAAUGCCCUCCACCAAAACCAUGAUCUCGGCCGCGGCCUCCCUUGCUGGUUCAGCCAUGUUGAUUCGCUCAAUCAUCCGAGACCUCAUCCCCCCAGAGCUCCAACACUACCUCUUCUCCAGAUUUCGAGGCCUUUUAGGCUCAUUCACCUCCGAAUUUACCUUGGUAAUCGAGGAAUUUGAUGGGUUUGGACACAACCAACUCUUCCGAGCAGCAGAGGUCUACCUGGGAUCUGUCAUCUCCCCAAAUGCUCAAAGGCUUCGAGUCACAUUGCCCAACAAGGAAAGCAAGAUGUCGGUAACCAUGGACCGGAAUGAAGAUGUGGCCGAUACCUUCAAUGGGGUUUCCUUGAAAUGGACAUUCAUUUCAAGGAGCAUUCCAACCAGGUACUUCAAUGAUCCAGACAAUUAUUACUCCAUGGCCAAGUCAGAGCUCAAGUUCUUUCAAUUGAGCUUUCACAAGAAGCACAAGCAAACGGUGCUUGAGGCUUACUUGCCAUAUGUACUGGAGAAAUACAAAGCCAUGAAAGAAACAAACAAGACCCUGAAAAUCCACACUCUCAAGUUUGAGAGGUUGCAGGGAGGGAGCAGCGAUCCAUGGCAGUCGGUGAAGCUUGAUCAUCCGGCUACUUUUGAUACACUGGCGAUGGACUCGGAGCUCAAGAGGACUUUAAUGAAUGAUCUUGAGAGGUUUGUGAGGAGGAAAGGGUUUUACAGGAAAGUUGGCAAGGCCUGGAAGAGGGGGUACUUGCUGUUUGGGCCUCCUGGUACUGGGAAAUCGAGCUUGAUUGCAGCCAUGGCUAAUUAUUUGAAUUUUGAUAUCUAUGACUUGGAGCUCACAGAUCUUAGAUGCAAUUCUGAGCUCAGGAAAUUGCUGAUUUCUACUGCAAACCGAUCCAUACUUGUGGUGGAGGAUAUUGAUUGCUCCCUUGAAUUGCAAGAUAGACUAGCUCAAGCCAGAAUGAUGAAUCCUCAUCGAUACCAAACAAGCCAGGUGACUCUAUCAGGGCUGCUCAAUUUCAUAGAUGGGCUGUGGUCAAGCUGUGGAGAUGAGCGGAUCAUAGUCUUCACAACCAACCACAAAGACAAGCUCGACCCAGCUCUGUUGCGCCCUGGUCGCAUGGAUAUGCAUAUCAACAUGUCUUACUGCACCCCAUGUGGGUUCAAAAUGCUAGCCUCCAACUACCUUGAGAUCACAAACCACCCUCUUUUCCCAGAGGUUGAAGACUUGAUCUUGGAAGCAAAGGUAACCCCUGCAGAAGUGGGUGAGCAACUGAUGAAGAGUGAGGAGCCUGAUAUCACCCUAGAAGGCCUAAUUCGGUUCCUUGUGGAGAAGAAAGAAAGUGAUGCAGCUAAAGCUAGAGAGGCAGAGCUGGAAGCAGCCAGGGCUAGUGAUAAGGAGGAAAAGGAGAAAGAUGAGAGUGGGAAACCAGAGAAGGGGGGAGAGGUGGAAAUAAAAAUGAUCCGGUGAGUUGCUGCAGGUGGGUUGGAGGAGAUACAAUCUAUUUCAUGAAGCUCACUCCUUAGAUUUAUGUAACAGAACUUGACAUAAAUUUUAUGUAGGAAAAUAAGUCUUAUCACAAGAUUUUGUUCUCUUUGGUAUCAUUAUUCUUGUUAUAAUAUCUCUAGGAAAAUUUGAAGUAAAAUCCCUUUCUUUAGUUCUUGUGUUAAAUAUGACAA